Molecule: messenger RNA, 1908 nt
Organism: Apiotrichum porosum
Lineage: Eukaryota; Fungi; Basidiomycota; Tremellomycetes; Trichosporonales; Trichosporonaceae
Exons: 6
Coding region: 1-1908 (635 amino acids)
Biological process (GO): positive regulation of transcription by RNA polymerase II
Cellular component (GO): nucleus
Molecular function (GO): DNA-binding transcription factor activity, RNA polymerase II-specific; transcription cis-regulatory region binding; zinc ion binding
Source: RefSeq, a predicted model, not a curated record
AUGUCGCCGCCGAAAGGUAUGAGAAGGAGAGAGUGGAGCCAGCCGACGUCGUGGGCUUUCCCUCGGUCCCCCCCUCCAAAGCGGGGGCCCGUUCUCCAACAUCCACUAGAGUAUCGAACCAUCGCUGACAGUGACCAGAAGGCAUGCGACAGCGCACGUCCCGUGUGCGGAUCAUGCACUCGACUGGGCAUUCCUUGCGUGUUCCCAAAGCUGUACCGCAACGCAAAGGGUGAACUUGUGCCGUCACCUCAGCCAAACGGUCGCACAAAGAAGCUUCCGCGUGGGGAUGACUCGCCAGAAAUCGCGACACGCAUGCUGCACAGCGAACCGCCUGGCCCAUCCACCUCAGGAACAACAACAACUUCAAACCCCUGGGAGACCACUCCGACAUCCAACCCUCCAAACUGGCCACAAUCCCAUCCAUCGGCAACGAGUACUGCUUACCCUCUCGACGAGAUGGAGGGCGAUAGGGAAGGCGACCUGUCCGAUUCUGCCCUCGACCAGUUCCUCGCGUCGUUAGGCGACACGGGUGAGAACGGGCAGGCAUGGGUCUGGCCGCUGUUCACAGACUCUUCGGCGCUCGAGCUCGAUCUCGCAGGGGCCGGAAGUGGUGGGGGUGGUGGGAACGGAAACGGUGCGGCCGCUCCCAGCGGACCGUCCGCCGCACCCCCGAACAACAACAACUCGGCGGCGGGGUAUGACACGGGUGGCGCAGCAAAUCUCUUCUUGCCGAACAAGAUGGUGACGGCGGCGGCCGUCCUUGAGCAUCUCCCAGCACUAUAUGACUAUUGGGUCAAUAGCUUCUCCCAUGUCCUCUCCGUUCUUGGCCCCGGUCACAACCCUCAAGUCAACGGCAUGCUCCCGGUCGUGCAGCGAUCACCACUCGUCAUGUGUGCCCUAAUUGCCUGGGCGGCUACACAUCGGGCGAACAUUGGUCACCCGUACGAGGAUGUGGCACGGCUUGCGACCGACACGACCGAGCUCCAGAUCGACCAACUGGAAAUCGAACGAGAUUUCAGCGACGAGGAGCGGGAAGAGUACAUGUGGACACUGCUGAUUCUUGGCGGCCUCGAAAUCGUGCGAGGUGACGUCAAGGGCUGGGUCGCGCGCUUACCGGUGACACGACGACUGCUGUCUCGCGCCAUCGAGAAGAGCGACUUUAAGAAGUCGCUCACUUGGCAGUCUCUUGGUUAUAACUGCGUGUACCACGACGUCCUGGCUUCUUUGACCACUACCCGAGCGCCUCAAUUCCCCGUCGACAUGUACACCCGGAUCCUCACGGCGAGCGACCUUGAAAUGGACAGCUACAUGGGCGCAACGCGAGGAAUUUUCCCAUUCCUGAUUGAAACUGCCAUGCUGGCUGGGCACAUCCACGACGUCCUCCAGCAACCGCCGUCCGACGACCGUGACGGCGCCCUCGCCCAGCUCCUCGCCAAGGCCGACUCCAUCACCGUGCGUAUCCGCGCAGCGGACGUUCCUCCUGGCCUUUUUGCGCAUCCAUUGCCAAUUGGUACGGAUCGAUCCCUGCUUGUCGUGGCGUUUCAGACCUACCAGAUUGCCGCCGAGCUCUAUGUGCGGCAAGCCGUGUUCCGUACAGGCCCCUCGGACCUCGUGAACCGCCAGCUCGCCACACGGAUUCUCAAGUAUAUGCGCCUUCACCUCGGCACCCCCAACGAAAGCCAAAUGAUGUUCCCACUCUUUUUGGCAGGCGUAUGCACCAGCAACGAGGCAGGACGCAAUGAAGUGUUGGGUAUUUUCAACAAGUUUUCGCAACGCGUUCAAGUUCGCAAUGUGUUCACCGUUGUCAAUCUUUUGAUUGACGUGUGGAAGCAUGACCCCAACGGCGACCGAUUUGUCGAUUGGCGCAAGCUUGGAGAGGAGAUGGGUGUGGCGCUGUCAUUUGCGUGA